CAAUCCAAAGUUGCAAGGAAAUGGCUGGCUAACUACUAGAAAGAUACUGCGCUAGCCCCAGCUAAUAUACACUGGUACAGUGAUACCUGAUUUAGACUUUGAACACCUUUUCAAUGUUUGAUUUUUCUGUGAUAUCCUAUAUGUUGAAGUAUGCAGGUUGCAACAUUAGUUCACACGUUAAAUAAUACCUCUGUAGUUGUUAAAGCCUCAAUCGCUGCUCUUAUAUUUUUUUAUCUAAUUGGUUUGAUACCUGGCGCGUACUCAGUACUAUCAAUUACACCAUCAUUACUGCUUCCACCAAAUUUUCGUAUUUGGACAUUGGUUACUGGUUUAGUUGUUGAGAGAAGUAUAGUUAAUCUCAUAAUAAAUGUUCCUGUGUUGAUAUAUUGUGGAUUUCAUUUGGAACCUCUUUGGGGAGCACUAGAGCUAUUGAAAUUUAUAACGAUUACUGGUAUUGGUGCUUCAUUGACCACAUCGUUGGUGUCACUGUUUGUGUAUGCAGUCACACAUAAUUCUUCGUUAUGGUUUGUACAGUUCUCUGGCAUAGCUGGUGUGAUUGGUGGAAUCUCAGUUGCAUUCAAGCAGAUAAUACCAGAUCAAAAAAUUGAUUUAAAAUUCCAAGUUCUGCGUGUACAUGAUGUACCUCUGUUGUGCACGUUAAUAUAUAUCUUUCUGUCAGUGAUUCGGCUGUUGUCUUACACCCAACCAACCAUGAUUCUGUGUGGCAUAGGCGUGGGAUGGAUUUAUCUGAGGUACUAUCAACCGCAUGGCAAAGGUAUUCGUGGUGAUAUGGCUGAAUCUUUUGAGGCUGCAAGUCUGUUUCCACCCAUACUGAGGCCUCCAGUUCGUGUCUUGUCUACAGCGUUAUUUAAAGUACUGGUGAGUUUUGGCGUAUGUAAAAAUCCUGUCCGGACAUAUGAUGUCGGUGCUCCAUCAUCUAUCACUAUUAGCUUACCUGGAACAGAUCCUGCUGAUGCCGAACGAAGAAGAAAAAAAGCUUUGCGUGCUUUGAACGAGCGUUUGGCGCAACAAAAAUCUCAACCUAACGACGAAGAAGAAAAUUGGCCAACCAUUGAAGACGAGUUACAAAAGAGUGCGAAGAAAAACGAAGAAAAAAAAGACCAGAGUAUAACAAGUAAUGAUUCUGAAAGUACUGUAGAGAAUGAAAUCAAUUAAUAUUUAUUAUUGUUUACAUAUUUAACAAAUGACCAACUAGAAGUAACAGCAGCCGGCAAAUACCACAUCAACGGUGUAGAGUUGUGGAUAAUAUGGCAUGGUUACUGCUUCACAAAGUAUACGCUCCCGCCGUGUUUCAUACACCUCUGUAAAUCAACUGUCAUCUGCAUGAUUGGUAUACAAACUGAUGGCUGAGCAUGAUUGGCUGAGCAUUUUUGCAUUGGUAAUUUCUUUUUUUCUUAUCUUAACCUUGUCUAAACUUUAAGUGUUUGUGGUGUCAUUAUUUCGUUUCUUGAAAUAUUCCAGUACUUUUUUAAAGAAUUAUUUUCGCAAAUUUUCUUAAUUUUUUUGUAAUACUUGCUAUUCGCGAAUUUUUUGUUUUCUUUUUCUGAAACGCCAUUCACACAAAUUUUUUCUUCUGUCGUUUCAAGCACUUAUAGAUUAUAAAUUUCAACUUUAGUAGCCUUUAUAUAUCUCCAUCGAAAAAGGUCUUUAAGGGCUGUAUAAUAUCUGGGGAAAAUUUUGCACAUAUUAACUCGAGUUUCUACGUAUUUCCUCUGUAAGCUGUUGUAAUGCAUUAUCUAUGUAUCUAAGAGUAUAACGUCAAGAUGUAAACAGACGAGACAAUAUUACUUGAAUCUUAUACAACGAAUAUUGUCAGAAGUUGAAAAUCUUAAAUAAUCUCUUUGUGCACAAGAAUAUAUUACAGCAUCGAUGUAUUUAUACGAAUAUAUGACAGCGUUUUUGUCAAUCUGUAUUUUGUUAUGUUCAAUAAUAUUGUACAUUGGAGUUAGUUUGCAUUGAUUAUAUUUAAUGUUAGCUUGGCCCAUCUUUAAGCCUUUAUAGAUGGGCUAUGUUUUAAGCGAAAUUAAAUAUCCGUGUGAUUCGCCUUAACAUCAUGGUCCGCAAAAACAAAAUAAAAAGAUGAAAGAUUAAGAUUAAGUGUUUCCUGUGCAUUUCUGUUUUUGUCGCGAAAAUCUUACGUGCUGUACAAGUGUCAGGGUUUAUAUAUGUUGAUUCGAUAAAAUUCCAGUCUGCCUUUGGAAGUUUUUGACUUGAUAUAAUUGAAAAUUGAUCUUGGCAAGCAUUUCCUUUUACAGGACAAGCUCCCUGGUCGUAAUAAAAAACUUUUCUGUAUACACGCUUUUCUUUAAGCAACACAAAAUUUUGUUUAGGACUCAAUGUUGGUUCAGUUUUCGUAUUAUACAGACUCACCUGUUGUCUACUUGUUGUUUGUUGACUAUCUUUUGGAGGGACCAAAUUUACGUGUUUGCUAGCCGCUUUAGACUUUUUCGUCAGCCGAAAUCAAAUUUUUGUUGUAUGGAACUUGUAUAAUAGAAAAGAAAAACUCAAAACUA
This is a messenger RNA of Hydractinia symbiolongicarpus, 2534 nucleotides long. RefSeq names its product transmembrane protein 115-like. Gene Ontology annotation, biological process: retrograde vesicle-mediated transport, Golgi to endoplasmic reticulum. The record is from RefSeq and is a predicted model, not a curated record. Gene Ontology annotation, cellular component: Golgi apparatus; membrane. Lineage: Eukaryota; Metazoa; Cnidaria; Hydrozoa; Anthoathecata; Hydractiniidae. The coding region runs from base 151 to 1176 and encodes 341 amino acids. The transcript has 9 exons.